This is a messenger RNA of Pollicipes pollicipes, 2631 nucleotides long. RefSeq names its product ammonium transporter Rh type A. The record is from RefSeq and is a predicted model, not a curated record. Gene Ontology annotation, molecular function: ammonium channel activity. Bases 214 to 1638 code for a protein of 474 amino acids. Gene Ontology annotation, cellular component: plasma membrane. Gene Ontology annotation, biological process: ammonium homeostasis; ammonium transmembrane transport. Lineage: Eukaryota; Metazoa; Arthropoda; Thecostraca; Pollicipedomorpha; Pollicipedidae. The transcript is spliced from 10 exons.
CGGCACUCCCAGCAGUGCGCGGUGGCUGUCUCCAGGUGUUGUCGCAUUCGUGUUUUGCUCUGCCCUCGAGACGCCACAUGCGACUGCACUUCGGGGACUCCUUUAAACCUUGCGUGUUUGUUUACACCUGGUUGUCAAACCAACGUUGCUAGUCCGAUCUGACUGAAGUGUCAACAGACGGCCAACAAGCGAUCAAAAGGUGCCGCCGCAGUGAUGGGCGCCGCCUCACUGUUGCGCUCGCGCCACGGCCUGCUGCUGUGCCUGCUGCAGUUGGUGUUUAUCGUGCUGUACGGCACGCUCGUCAUCUACCACCCCGAUGCGGACGAGGCGGCCGGCACGUACUCGGGCACGGAGACGGCGCACGACGCGGCACCGCACGCGCGGACCUAUCCCAUGUUCCAGGACGUGCACAUCAUGAUCUUCAUCGGCUUUGGCUUCCUGAUGACGUUUCUGAAGCGAUACGGUCUCAGCUCUGUGAGUCUCAACUUUCUGAUAGCCGCGCUGGUGCUGGAGUGGGCUAUCCUGGUGAACGGCUUCUUCCACCUGCACCACGGUCUCAUCGAAGUCGACAUCAUCAGCCUGCUGAGUGCGGACUUCACGGCUGCGGCCGUACUCAUAUCGUUUGGAGUCGUUCUGGGGAAGACCUCUCCCUCGCAGCUCAUAGUAAUGGCGCUUUUUGAGGUUCCCGUUUUCGUCAUCAACGAGGUUAUCGGCCGCAAAUAUCUGAUUGUAUCUGAUAUGGGUGACUCUAUGUUCGUUCAUGCGUUUGGGGCGUACUUCGGGCUGGCAGUCAGCUUUGUGCUGUACCGAAAGGAUAGCAACAGCUCCAACGCCGGCUCCAACUCCGUGUCCGACCUUUUCUCCAUGAUCGGAACGCUGUUCCUAUGGUGCUUCUGGCCCAGUUUCAACUCGGCGCUGGCCGUCAGCGAUGACCAGCACCGCGGCAUCAUCAACACAUACCUCUCGCUGGCCGCCAGCUGCGUCGUCUCCUUCGCUGUCUCUGCGCUCAUGAGCAAGGAGGGGAAAACCACCAUGGAGCACGUGCAGAACGCCACGCUGGCGGGGGGCGUGGCGAUCGGCACGGCCGCUGACAUGGUGGUCCGUCCAUACGGCGCCCUCCUGGUGGGCUCCAUCGCUGGGGCGAUCUCCGUUCUCGGAUACGAGGUGUUCACGCCGGCGCUGGCCAAGCACUGCCGGCUGCACGACACUUGCGGCGUGCACAACCUCCACGGCCUUCCGGGCGUGCUGGCCGGCAUGGUGGGCGCCAUCAUGGCCGCCAUCGCCUCCGUCGACCAGUACAACGCCAGCCUGUACACCAUCUUCCCUGCACGGGCACCGGCGGCUAACACCACCGAUUGGAGCCUGGCGACAGAGCGUUUGGGCGUGCCGGCACCGCUGGGGCCGGCCCGAUCGGCCGCCGCCCAGGGUGGACUCCAGAUGGUGGCGCUCGUCAUCACGCUGGUGAUGGCCGUCGUCGGUGGCCUCCUCACCGGUCUGGUCAUGAAGCUGAAGCUCUGGGAUCAGCUGGAGGCGGAUGACCUUUACAGUGACAAACGUUUCUUCGUCGUCCACGACGAGCACGCCCAUGAAGCGACGAACGGACACGGGGGAGACCAGGAGCGCGACACGCGCAUGUGAAUAUUCCACCCACCGGCCACCAACAUCUAAGACAUCCACUGUCGCCUGCCACCACCACCAUCGUCCUCAGGUAUCCACCACCGUCUAGCACUAGCCACCGUCGUCGUCCAUUUAUAUUCUUCACUUCACACCAUCGUCCACUAACGUCUACCAUCCGAUCCACCGGUGCAGCGUCCUCAGUAAUCCAUCACGGUCCACCGCCAUCCGCCGUCGGUCACCGUCGUCCACCACCAUCCAUCGCCAACCACCGACGUCCGCCUUCAGUUGCCACCGUCCACCGUCGCUUCGCAGCGCCGGCGGCCGACCAAGCUGUCAGGCAUGUGAGUCAUCCGGUAGUGAAGCUCUAAGACAUCGUACGAUGACAACAUAUAACGGAUAAGUUCGGUACCAGCGCGCUUGUUAUUUCGUCGAUGCAUAAUAAUGCCAGACAACCUGCGUAAUGCGAAAUGAUCGCUGUACCCCACCGGGGAUGUGCUGUAUGGAUGUAGUUUGAGGAUUUGGGAGAUUCAAAAUGACCACUGAAGUCGAGGUGCCGGAAAAAUUCAGUUUGGGGAUUUUUGGGGGGAAAAUUCAGUUUGGGGAUUCCGGUUUUCGUAUUAUUUGCUGUACAUAUUUAGCGUGCGUGCUCUGUCAGCCGCAGCAGUGUAUUAGGUUGUGCUUUCACUUCUUAGGGGUGACGGGUUAAGAGUCAGAUUUAAUUAUAAUGCCUAACCACUUGCAAUCUGGGAAGUCGUACCUGGUGUUUAAAUGACCUUAGCUGCUGUCCGGACUCAUGGUAGUCACCACACUGCUGCAUCAUGUAUCAUGUGUCUACGUCGUAUUCCACAGUGAAGGAAUGGCUCGCAUGGGUCCAGCUCAACCAGCAGUGAUGAAAAUGCGGUCAGUGUAUCGACGCCUACAGGAUAAUCUGCUGAAGUAGAGAAUGUGUUCUUUUGUCCGAUUUUGCGCCAUGAUUUGUUCAUGAAGCAAAUACACCCUGGUGACAGAAGAAAA